This is a messenger RNA of Schistosoma curassoni, 4692 nucleotides long. NCBI's taxonomy places the organism in Eukaryota, Metazoa, Platyhelminthes, Trematoda, Strigeidida, Schistosomatidae. The record is from the annotation of a GenBank genome assembly.
AUGGUUUUAGCUCAGCGUCAAAAAGAGGAGCUCAACAGAGCUAUUGCCGAUUAUUUAUUUGCUAAUGGAUACGUCAAAGCUCUGAAUGCCUUCAGAGAAGAGUCACAACUGGCAGGGGAAAAUGACCGAAAAUAUGAUGGCCUAUUAGAGAAAAAGUGGACUUCCGUCAUUAGACUUCAAAAAAAGGUCAUGGAUUUAGAAGCUAAGCUUAACGAGGCUGAGAAGGAGUUUCAGUCCAUGCAAAAUGCCGUUGGUUUCGGUAUAGCAGGUGCUGCACCUGGAAGUGGUCUUUCAGACAGGGGUGAUCGACGUGAUGUUGAUGCUAUUCCGAGACCUCCAGCCAAGUUUACACUUACAGGUCAUCGUUCUCCGAUAACUCGUGUACUCUUUCAUCCACACUACAAUGUUUUUGUAUCAGCAAGUGAAGAUGCCUCAAUCAAAGUUUGGGAUUAUGAGACUGGAGAGUUUGAGCAUACCUUAAAAGGCCAUACAGAUUCUGUUCAAGACGUAGCCUUUGAUCCGUCAGGAAAGUUUUUGGCUUCAUGCUCCGCUGACAUGCAAGUUAAAUUAUGGGAUUUUACAAUCUAUCAAUGCAUCAAAACUCUGACUGGUCAUGAUCAUAAUGUAUCCAGUGUAGCGUUUCUACCUUCUGGCGACUUCUUAGUCAGUGCAAGUAGAGAUAAAACGAUUAAAAUGUGGGAAGUAUCUACAGGAUAUUGUACGAAGACUUUCAUCGGUCAUACCGAGUGGAUUCGAUCAGUUCGUCCAAGUCCAGAGGGGAAUCUAUUAGCCAGCUGUUCCAAUGAUCAUACUAUUCGAAUCUGGUCUGUAGAAUCGCGCGAAUGUCAAGUUGUACUACGUGGUCAUGAACACGUAGUUGAAUGCAUUACUUGGGCUUCUCAUCCACAAAGUAUAUUAGCAAUAACUAGUUCUGCGUCCGAAGGUGGCGAUUCUACUAAUUUUACUAAUGAUGGAUUUAUCAACGCCACAACCAAUGGAAUUCCUGUAGAUUUAAAUUCUUUACCUUCUAGUAUGAAUUCAUCUUUGUUACUUGUAUCUGGUUCACGCGAUAGGACUAUUCGUUUUUGGGAUGUAAAUAUUGGUAUUUGCUUGUUUGUUCUUAUCGGUCAUGAUAAUUGGGUUAGACAACUUGUAUUUCACCCUCACGGUAGACUUUUAUUGUCUGCCUCUGACGACAAAACAAUUCGAGUUUGGGAUUUGAAAAAUCGGCGAUGUCACAAAACAUUAAAUGCCCAUUCACAUUUCGUUACCUCUUUAGAUGUUAACCGUUUAGCUCCCUAUGCUGUAACGGGUAGUGCAAAACACGAACUAAAACUGUAUCAUCAGGCGCUUUUAGAUGUCUUCCCAGAUCAUUGGUUUAAAGAGUACACUGAUUAUAGUAGUAGUAGUAGUAGUAGUAGUAGUAGUAGUAGUAGUAGUAGUAGUAGUAGUAGUAGUAGUAGUAGUAGUAGUAGUAGUAGUAGUAGUAGUAGUAGUAGUAGUAGUAGUAGUAGUAGUAGUAGUAGUAGUAGUAGUAGUAGUAGUAGUAGUAGUAGUAGUAGUAGUAGUAGUAGUAGUAGUAGUAGUAGUAGUAGUAGUAGUAGUAGUAGUAGUAGUAGUAGUAGUAGUAGUAGUAGUAGUAGUAGUAGUAGUAGUAGUAGUAGUAGUAGUAGUAGUAGUAGUAGUAGUAGUAGUAGUAGUAGUAGUAGUAGUAGUAGUAGUAGUAGUAGUAGUAGUAGUAGUAGUAGUAGUAGUAGUAGUAGUAGUAGUAGUAGUAGUAGUAGUAGUAGUAGUAGUAGUAGUAGUAGUAGUAGUAGUAGUAGUAGUAGUAGUAGUAGUAGUAGUAGUAGUAGUAGUAGUAGUAGUAGUAGUAGUAGUAGUAGUAGUAGUAGUAGUAGUAGUAGUAGUAGUAGUAGUAGUAGUAGUAGUAGUAGUAGUAGUAGUAGUAGUAGUAGUAGUAGUAGUAGUAGUAGUAGUAGUAGUAGUAGUAGUAGUAGUAGUAGUAGUAGUAGUAGUAGUAGUAGUAGUAGUAGUAGUAGUAGUAGUAGUAGUAGUAGUAGUAGUAGUAGUAGUAGUAGUAGUAGUAGUAGUAGUAGUAGUAGUAGUAGUAGUAGUAGUAGUAGUAGUAGUAGUAGUAGUAGUAGUAGUAGUAGUAGUAGUAGUAGUAGUAGUAGUAGUAGUAGUAGUAGUAGUAGUAGUAGUAGUAGUAGUAGUAGUAGUAGUAGUAGUAGUAGUAGUAGUAGUAGUAGUAGUAGUAGUAGUAGUAGUAGUAGUAGUAGUAGUAGUAGUAGUAGUAGUAGUAGUAGUAGUAGUAGUAGUAGUAGUAGUAGUAGUAGUAGUAGUAGUAGUAGUAGUAGUAGUAGUAGUAGUAGUAGUAGUAGUAGUAGUAGUAGUAGUAGUAGUAGUAGUAGUAGUAGUAGUAGUAGUAGUAGUAGUAGUAGUAGUAGUAGUAGUAGUAGUAGUAGUAGUAGUAGUAGUAGUAGUAGUAGUAGUAGUAGUAGUAGUAGUAGUAGUAGUAGUAGUAGUAGUAGUAGUAGUAGUAGUAGUAGUAGUAGUAGUAGUAGUAGUAGUAGUAGUAGUAGUAGUAGUAGUAGUAGUAGUAGUAGUAGUAGUAGUAGUAGUAGUAGUAGUAGUAGUAGUAGUAGUAGUAGUAGUAGUAGUAGUAGUAGUAGUAGUAGUAGUAGUAGUAGUAGUAGUAGUAGUAGUAGUAGUAGUAGUAGUAGUAGUAGUAGUAGUAGUAGUAGUAGUAGUAGUAGUAGUAGUAGUAGUAGUAGUAGUAGUAGUAGUAGUAGUAGUAGUAGUAGUAGUAGUAGUAGUAGUAGUAGUAGUAGUAGUAGUAGUAGUAGUAGUAGUAGUAGUAGUAGUAGUAGUAGUAGUAGUAGUAGUAGUAGUAGUAGUAGUAGUAGUAGUAGUAGUAGUAGUAGUAGUAGUAGUAGUAGUAGUAGUAGUAGUAGUAGUAGUAGUAGUAGUAGUAGUAGUAGUAGUAGUAGUAGUAGUAGUAGUAGUAGUAGUAGUAGUAGUAGUAGUAGUAGUAGUAGUAGUAGUAGUAGUAGUAGUAGUAGUAGUAGUAGUAGUAGUAGUAGUAGUAGUAGUAGUAGUAGUAGUAGUAGUAGUAGUAGUAGUAGUAGUAGUAGUAGUAGUAGUAGUAGUAGUAGUAGUAGUAGUAGUAGUAGUAGUAGUAGUAGUAGUAGUAGUAGUAGUAGUAGUAGUAGUAGUAGUAGUAGUAGUAGUAGUAGUAGUAGUAGUAGUAGUAGUAGUAGUAGUAGUAGUAGUAGUAGUAGUAGUAGUAGUAGUAGUAGUAGUAGUAGUAGUAGUAGUAGUAGUAGUAGUAGUAGUAGUAGUAGUAGUAGUAGUAGUAGUAGUAGUAGUAGUAGUAGUAGUAGUAGUAGUAGUAGUAGUAGUAGUAGUAGUAGUAGUAGUAGUAGUAGUAGUAGUAGUAGUAGUAGUAGUAGUAGUAGUAGUAGUAGUAGUAGUAGUAGUAGUAGUAGUAGUAGUAGUAGUAGUAGUAGUAGUAGUAGUAGUAGUAGUAGUAGUAGUAGUAGUAGUAGUAGUAGUAGUAGUAGUAGUAGUAGUAGUAGUAGUAGUAGUAGUAGUAGUAGUAGUAGUAGUAGUAGUAGUAGUAGUAGUAGUAGUAGUAGUAGUAGUAGUAGUAGUAGUAGUAGUAGUAGUAGUAGUAGUAGUAGUAGUAGUAGUAGUAGUAGUAGUAGUAGUAGUAGUAGUAGUAGUAGUAGUAGUAGUAGUAGUAGUAGUAGUAGUAGUAGUAGUAGUAGUAGUAGUAGUAGUAGUAGUAGUAGUAGUAGUAGUAGUAGUAGUAGUAGUAGUAGUAGUAGUAGUAGUAGUAGUAGUAGUAGUAGUAGUAGUAGUAGUAGUAGUAGUAGUAGUAGUAGUAGUAGUAGUAGUAGUAGUAGUAGUAGUAGUAGUAGUAGUAGUAGUAGUAGUAGUAGUAGUAGUAGUAGUAGUAGUAGUAGUAGUAGUAGUAGUAGUAGUAGUAGUAGUAGUAGUAGUAGUAGUAGUAGUAGUAGUAGUAGUAGUAGUAGUAGUAGUAGUAGUAGUAGUAGUAGUAGUAGUAGUAGUAGUAGUAGUAGUAGUAGUAGUAGUAGUAGUAGUAGUAGUAGUAGUAGUAGUAGUAGUAGUAGUAGUAGUAGUAGUAGUAGUAGUAGUAGUAGUAGUAGUAGUAGUAGUAGUAGUAGUAGUAGUAGUAGUAGUAGUAGUAGUAGUAGUAGUAGUAGUAGUAGUAGUAGUAGUAGUAGUAGUAGUAGUAGUAGUAGUAGUAGUAGUAGUAGUAGUAGUAGUAGUAGUAGUAGUAGUAGUAGUAGUAGUAGUAGUAGUAGUAGUAGUAGUAGUAGUAGUAGUAGUAGUAGUAGUAGUAGUAGUAGUACAGUUGUGACUUUGAAUUCUAAAUUACUCGGUGGUGCAGUGUCAUUCCUACAAACCGUAUGCGUUUUGGGGUAUUGUAUUUUGCCUCUUGUUAUUGGUUUGGUGAUAUGUCGAUUACUGUUGCUUGCAAGUUCUAAUUCUAUGUUUGUUUUUAUCAUACGAUUAUUCAUUGUUAUUUCUGGGUUGGUUUAUUCAUCUUAUGCAUCCUUUAUUUUUGUCCAUCCUGCAUUGCCAAAAAAUCGUGUUGCUCUAUCUGUAUAUCCAAUAGUUUUAUUUUAUGUAUUUCUUUCAUGGCUUGUAAUAUCAGUUGCGUAA